This is a messenger RNA of Engraulis encrasicolus (European anchovy), 5732 nucleotides long. RefSeq names its product chromosome 4 C15orf39 homolog (gene prmt2ip). Lineage: Eukaryota; Metazoa; Chordata; Actinopteri; Clupeiformes; Engraulidae. The record is from RefSeq and is a predicted model, not a curated record. Bases 63 to 5633 code for a protein of 1856 amino acids. The transcript is spliced from 3 exons.
GUGGAGGUGGAGGUGGUGGGGACGGGGUUGGGGGUGAUCUUGCGUCCUCGUGGGGCACCUCCAUGUAUGUGCCCUGUCUGGGGAACGCCAGCAGGAGCCCCCUUGUGGCCACGGCUCUCGCCGAGGGCACAAUUAGCAGCCCCGGCACCGCCUACCCCCACCACCAGGACAAAGCCAAGGUGCCAUUGCCAGUCGGCGCUGGCCCUGCGCCCGGGCCUGUGGGCGUCUCCUUGCCAUCGCCUCUGAGUGUCAAGCAGCUGCUGCUGGAUAAACGCAGGCAGGCGGCUUAUUACGCCACUGAGCGGGAGCGGGCCAGGUGUGGUGGCGGUGGUCCAGGUACUGGCAGUGGCACUGGCAGCCCCAAGGUGCUCACACCUGUGGCGGUGCGGCACCAGUUGUUGGUGGGCGUUGGUGCUAACCGGUCCUGCCCACAGGCCCUGAGCCCGAUGAGGCUGGCUGUGCCCAAGCCAAUGUACGGCCAUACCAGCAGCAGCAGCAGCAGCGGCAGCACAGUCUGCUGCUCAGAUGCCCGCUGCACGGCGGGGCGCUGCUACGGCACGGAGCCGCCACCGCCGGGGAUCAUGCGCCGUACGCCCACGCACCUGUACGAGGAGGAGUGGCUGAUGGGGUACAGGAAGGACCUGGAGAUGGUCACAGAGCUGAGGAGUCUGUAUCCAGAGCUUGUUGCUAAGGACCCGUCGCCAGGGAAGGAGGCCACCGCGGAGGAGUACUGCGGUAUGGACGGUAAGGACGCACACUUGAAAAGGAGAGCGUCGCCUUAUGGUGAAAUCACCCACAGCAACGGUUACGCAUGCAGUUCACCAGGCGGCGCGACGUUCAUUAGCGUCCCCCCAGAGCCCUGCCAGAGACUACAGUUCCCGUCUACUAGAGACUAUCCUGGCUUUCUUCCUGCUGCCCAUCCUCGGCUGUAUGGUCCGCAUGCAGAGCUUGUUCAGUGCGGGGUUCCCCGCAAGGUGUACCCGGGAUAUUCUUACCUGCCCAAGUACCUACACGUCCCUCGGCAUGUGAGAGCCUACUAUUCUCAGAGCCACGUUGAGGCAGAGAAGGCCUGUGCAAUUGCCAGAGACGUUUACAGCAACGCGUCCCCGUCAUCUCCAUCCCCCACAGCCUCGCCUGCCCACUGCUCCCCCUCGCCACUGUUUCGCCCUGCUCUGACCAGCACCCCCGGCCCCGGCCCCAGUCCUAUUCCCAACCCCACCACGCCCUCUCACCUGCGCCUCCCCCGCCAUCACCUGCCUCUCAGGGGCGUCGUCCCCCCCCACCACCAUCAGCAUGGCUUUCGCCCUUAUCACCCACGCUUCAAUGCCGGACACCCGAAACCUGCGUCUGUGAGACCUGCCCCGUUGCCCUAUGGUCACCUGCUCCACCAGACUGCAGAGAAGCCGCUGGAUUACUCCCUGAGUGGCGUGCGGCCGCCUUGGGGGCCGGGGCAGGUCCCGUUCCCUUACAGGCUGCCUGAGGUGGGGCAGAGCCCAAGCAGGCCGAUCAGAUUCAGACCAGAACUGAGGAGUCCACAGGGGAAGGGGAAUAUACCACCCCAAGCUAUAGCCCCUCUAGGUCACACUAUGGACUUUAACGGGGAGUGCGGUGUCACAGAUAAAGUCCUCUCUGCUGUCACUCCAGAGAAGAGGGCACAUCGAAGGGACUCGGCUGGUCAGUCCAGCCGUAAAAGAAGCCUGGACACAAGGGACGGCUACAAAAAGGAAGAUGUUACUGUUGUUGACGACGACGACGUGUUUGAAGUUGAGGUGACGAACAAGAAGCGAAAGGUGGACCUGGACAGCCUCAAAGGAGAAGCUUCUUCACCCCAUCCAAAGGUGUCUCCACCCAUGCCUGUCAUCAACCAGGUGUUUAGCCUGGCACCUUACAAACUCUACCUGGAGGCGGCUGGCGUGUUGUUGCCCUCUGCUAAACGGACCAGGAGCAACGAUGGUGGCACUCAGCAGUCUGCUAGCCCAAGCCCAAAGGUCAAAUACAGUCCUGAGAGGAAUCCGAAUCAGAAAUCCAAACGCUGUCACUCACUCGAUUCAAGGUCGAAGAGGGCAGAUGUAGUGAGCGUAAAACCACAGAGUGUUGACUUUCCAAAGAAGAAAGAGGAGACUGAGGAAGCGAGUCCAGAUAGAAAGUUUAAGCGCGAGCUUGAGCUUGCACUCGCCUCAUCAAAUGUAAUUGAAUUAAAGUUUCCAUCGGACACUCUGGAGAGGAAGGUAAAAAGCUGCUCAGAGACCGCUGUAGCCAGUGCGCCUAUGUAUAAAGUUGAGGGCACAUCGGAGCAUGGCACAGAGUCCACCAACAACAGAGAACGCCCUAAAAAUACUCCAAAUGCUUCAGCGCAUCUGUUCAACAUUGCACCAGCACCCUCGGUUGUGGUGGCCCCUGUAGCGCUCCCUGCGAAGAAGCAAGAGAUGCAACCGGCUCCACUCCAAAAUCCGGUCCGCGUUCAGAACCUGCAGAACAUUCCACCUCAGUGUCUCAAACUCACCACCUACAACAUCGUGCUCCCUGAUAUUCUGCGGAAACCGGUGCCAAUCUUAAACCAGAGCACGAACCCAAGUCUUCAACUCCAGAACCUGAAGCCAAAUGCACACAUUCCGAACCCAAACCCAAAUGCACACCUCCAGAACUCUGAGGUUUUGUGUAAAACGAUUCCAAUCCUCAACCAGAACACAAGCCCAAACCAAAGUCCGAACUCAAAUCCAUACCUCCAGAACCUGAACCCAAACCCGCACCUCCAGAAACCACCCAUGCUCCUCGCUACCCCUCUGUCUUCAACCGAGCAGCAGACAAACACACAGGCUGCGACGGCAGAGGCCUCUCAGUCCAGGCAGGCCCGACACCAGUUCAUGGAGAUGCACCAGGCCCUGUGUAAGCUCCUCUACACUUCCGCCUCGGAGGAAUCUCCGCAGGUCCUCCGCGACUGGCUGUGCAGCAUGGAGCUGACCAAGACCACCUUCCCGCCCGAUAAGCACCAGCGUGUGGCCUGCCUGGUGGGCGCCAGGGCCCGGGAGGUAUGGACGCGCGCCCGCGACUUGCACCUUCUCCUGCAGCGGCUCCUGGCCAUGCUGAAGGGCUACCAUGCGCGCAGCACGUGCCCGUUCCCACAUGUGACGCGGGCCGGUGGGGGCAUCUUUGUGCCCAUGCUGGUGCUGAAGGAGGGCCUGUUCCCGCAGGUCCAGGGCACGCACAUAGACCAGGUGUUGCAGGAGCACCGCGUGGAACUGCGGCCCACCACCCUGUCCGAGGAGAAGCUGCUGACGCAGGUGCAGCGGCGGUCCUUCUCGUCCAAGCUGCGCAGGCUCCUGUCACUCCGCCACCUGCCCGAGGUCUACGCCGACGUGCUCAACCUGUUCUAUUACACCUGUGUCUGCAAAGUGCUCGAUUCGGUAUCCCAUUGUGCUGACAAAAAGACCCCUCAGGGCUUUAACAGACGUUUCUGUUCUUCAGCAGAUGUAGCCACUGAUGUGCCAGUCAUUUCCGACGUGGAGGGACUCUCGGCGGAACCAGACGUCUUUGGGAACUCUCCGUAUUACUGCUGUUCUGCGGGGUCUACUGAGGACCCCACCAACACCACCAGCAGCCGGCUGGGAGAACCUGAGAGGAACCGCUUCACAGUUAAGGAGGUACCUGAGAGGAACCGCGUCACAGUUAAGGAGGAACCUGAAAGGAACCGCUUCACAGUUAAGGAGGAACCUGAAAGGAACCGCUUCACAGUUAAGGAGGAACCUGAGAGGAACCGCGUCACAGUUAAGGAGGAACCUGAGAGGAACCGCGUCACAGUUAAGGAGGAACCUGAGGAAUGGGAUGCUAAUGCGCUAACGUGUCGAUUUGGGACCGAAGCUGGAGAAUGCCAUUUAACACCCAGGGAGGAACCGGAGAACGUGGGCAAACUGGAUAACAUGGAGGUAUCCAAGAACUUGGUAGUAAAACUGGAGAAUGUGGAGGUAUCUAAGAACUCGGUAGUGAAGCUUGAGAAUGUGAAUAUGUCUGAGGACAUGGAGGUAAAACUUGAGAAAAUGGAUGUACCUGAGGACGUAGAAGUGAAACUUGAGGAGAACAUGGAUGAGCCUGAAGAGAUGGGAGUAAAACUGGAGGAGGACAUGGAUGGAUGGGGGAGACCAGGAGAGGAGGAGCAGGAGGAGGAACCGGAGUGGAUGCAGGAACCGGAACGGUGGACUAUCGUGAACUCUGUGGCGGGUGGGGAAGAGGAGGUGGUUUGGGAGCUGGUUCUUGGAUUGUACACUGCUGACAAUCACUAUGAGAAGGGGCAGGACAUUAAAGUGGAGGUGGUCAAUGGAGAGGAUCAGAGGACUGAGGAGGAGGAGCAGAAAGAGGAGGAGAGGGAGGUGGUGGAGGAGCAGGAAGAGGAGGAGGAGGUGGUGAACGAGAAAGAGAGGAGUGAGGACAUGGAGGUGGGGAAGGAGAAAGAGAGGACUGAGGAGGAGGAGGAGGUGGAGAGCUUGUGGUGUUGCCCUGUGUCCUCAGAUGAAGUGUCGUCUGAACAGAGUGGCCCUGACACAGACAGCGUCUAUGCACCCUCCCGUAGGACCUCCUCCUCUUCGUCCUCCUCUUCCUCAUCACCUUCGCGCAAAACACAAGAACCACCCAGGGGCCGACCCGGCGGUGUGGUCCUGAAACUGAGGAAAGUCUCGAACAGCGGUGGAGGGCCCGGGACAGAGACACUAUACCAGGCCGUCAGCAACCUGACUGAGCCCAGCGAAGAGGGCAGGAGUAAGGGGGAAGACGGGAAGGGGAGACACCGCCACCACCACCACCAUGGGACCAAGCGGUGGAAGAGGAUUCGAUCCAAGACACCCCAAAAGCACAACAAGGACCGUACGACAAAGGAGCACAAGAGAGAUCGCCGGGACAAGGGUCGACAGCGGGAACGAGAACGGGAGAGGAGGAGGAGGGAGAGGAAGAAACGACGCAAGGAGCGGAAUCGCUCCAGGAAGAGAGAGCGGAGGGAGAGGAGACGAAAACGACUCCGGCGAGCGCGCAUCUUGUCCUCCUCCUCCCCCUCCUCUGAAGAUGACGACCAGUCCACCCCUGGCCGCUCAUUGCGUGACCGGGCCUUCCAUGGCCGAUCGUCCCACGUCCAGUCUUCCCACGACCGGUCGUCCCCCUACAGGCGCGCCAAAGCCCCCAAGAUCCGCUACUGCCCCUACCUGUCCACCUGCCACCGUUCCGACCACCGGCGACGCUGGGUCCUGCGCUCGGCCGUGCAGUCAGCCCGCCGGGUCAUGCAGCAGAACCACAACCAUAGUGAUGACCACCACAGCCCCAGCCUUGGCCCGGGCCUCGGCCCGGGCCCGGUCCCCAGCCCAAGCCCCAGCCCAAGCCCUGGCCCCAAUCCUGUCCCCAAUCCUGGCCCGGGCCCCAGCCCCAGCCCUCCCUUACCAGACCUGGUGGGAAAGCGCAUCCGACACCUGUACGAGGAGAAGGACAAGUCGGAGGUGUGGUACCGCGGGACGGUACUGCGCGUGCACGAGAGCCACCCCAACCCGCUGAAGACGGUGUUCGAGGUCCAUUACGACAGCGAGCCUGAGUGGCAGUACUACCUGGAGCUCCUCCUGGACUACCAGAAAGGCUGGCUCAAGCUCGAGCACUUCUAGCAAUGCAAAGCAAACACCUGCUGGCCAAGGUGUGUGUGUGUGUGUGUGUGUGUGUGUGUGUGUGUGUGUGUGUGUGUGUGUGUGUGUGUGUGUGUGUGU